Talpa occidentalis (Iberian mole) is the source of this 1293-nucleotide messenger RNA. It is a transcript of the gene SYT12, whose product is annotated as synaptotagmin 12. Lineage: Eukaryota; Metazoa; Chordata; Mammalia; Eulipotyphla; Talpidae. The transcript is spliced from 7 exons. Gene Ontology annotation, molecular function: calcium ion binding; calcium-dependent phospholipid binding; phosphatidylserine binding. The coding region runs from base 10 to 1284 and encodes 424 amino acids. Gene Ontology annotation, cellular component: membrane. Gene Ontology annotation, biological process: cellular response to calcium ion; calcium-ion regulated exocytosis; regulation of dopamine secretion. The record is from RefSeq and is a predicted model, not a curated record.
UCCGCUGUAAUGGGCACCAUGGCCGUGGACGUGGCGGAGUACCACCUGAGCGUCAUCAAGAGCCCGCCUGGCUGGGAGGUGGGUGUCUACGCGGCAGGGACCCUGGUGCUGCUGGGCAUUGCCGCCGUGAGCCUGUGGAAGCUCUGGACAUCCGGGAGCUUCCCCAGUCCCUCCCCGUUCCCUAACUACGACUACCGCUACCUGCAGCAGAAGUACGGGGAGACCUACGCAGAGGCCAGGCAGAAGACAGUGCCUGCCUGGAGCGCCCAGCGGGCCAGCGCUCAGGGCCUGUCCAGCCGCAAAGGCAGCCUCAGCUUCGAGGACACCGUUGAGAGCCUCAGCGAGCUGGGGCCGCUGGAGCUGAUGGGCCGGGAGCUGGACCUGGCCCCAUACGGGCCGCUCCGGAAGUCGCAGUCGGCUGACUCCUUGAACUCCAUCUCCUCUGUGAGCAACACCUUCGGGCAGGACUUCACGCUGGGCCAGGUGGAGGUGAGCAUGGACUACGACAGCGCCUCCCACACGCUGCACGUGGCUGUGCUGGAGGGCAAGGACCUGCUGGAACGGGAGGAAGGUGGCUUCGGGUCCUGCUUCGUGCGCGUCAGCCUGCUGCCUGAGGAGCAGAUCAUGGGCAUCUCUCGGAUCCAGCGGAACGCCUGCUCCAUCUUCUUCGACGAGAAGUUCUCCGUGCCCCUGGACCCCGCGGCGCUGGACGAGAAGAGCCUGCGGUUCUCCGUGCUCGGCGUCGACGAGGACGAGCGGAACGUGAGCACCGGCGCGGUGGAGCUCAGGCUGUCGGAGCUCGACCUCCCGCGGCAGCCCUUCGGCGGCUGGCUCUACCUGCAGGACCAGAACAAGGCUGCUGACGCAGUGGGGGAGAUCCUGCUGUCCCUCAGCUACCUCCCCACCGCCGAGCGCCUCACCGUGGUGGUGGUGAAGGCCAAGAACCUCAUCUGGACCAAUGACAAAACCACAGCAGACCCCUUUGUCAAGGUGUACCUGCUGCAGGAUGGGAGGAAAAUGAGCAAAAAGAAGACAGCAGUGAAGAGGGACGACCCCAACCCAGUGUUCAACGAAGCCAUGAUCUUCUCCGUGCCGGCCAUCGCGCUCCAGGACCUGUCUCUCCGUGUGACGGUGGCAGAGAGCAGCAGCAAUGGCCGCGGGGACAACGUGGGCCACGUCAUCAUCGGUUCGUCGGCCAGCGGCAUGGGCACCACGCACUGGAACCAGAUGCUAGCCACACUGCGCAGGCCGGUGUCCAUGUGGCAUACCCUCCGGCGAGACUAGCAGCCCGGC